AUGUACUACCUCUCAGUGGCUGUAAUCUCAGAGUUUAUCAUUAUUCCAUUCCAACAGCUCUUUAUUUUCACUCUGAUAGAAAGCGUCAUACGGGCUGGUGUGAGACGCACAAUGGAUUUUGUCACCGAGAAACUACAAAAUAAAGACAACACAAGGCUCAACGCUUUCCUGAAAGAUAAAAUCAAAGAUUUGAUGACAGAAAAAAGGGAACUAGUUGGUGUCUUUGGGAAAACGGGAGCUGGAAAGAGCUCUUUGAUAAAUGCCGUCAUUGAGGAGAAGGAACUUCUGCCGUCUGGGGAUGUCGAUGCAUGUACCUCAGUCAUGAUAAAACUGGAGGCUAACAUGGACACACAAAGAUAUGAGGCACACAUUGAGUUCAUUACGCCAGAGGAGUGGAAAGAUGAACUGUGGUCUAUGGAAAAUGUUCUUGAUGAGCAUGAUGAUGAUUAUAGUGCCACUAAGGAAAAGAUUUCAGCACUGUAUGAACAAGAUUGGAAAGAAAUCUCUAACGGCAUGGACAACAAAUAUUUCAAAGAAAUUCCAGAAUUUCUCCAGUCAAGGAAGAAGAUUAUCAAAUGUGACUCGGCUAAAGAACUUGCAGAAAAAUGUGUCAAAUACACAAGAAAUUACUCCAACGUGGAAAAGUGUAAAGAAGUAAAGAGACAGUAUUGGCCGUUAGUGAAGUGUGUGACUCUCAGGGUUCCUGGAAAUGACCUCCUUCAGCAUGUCACAAUUGUGGACCUUCCGGGAACUGGGGAUCGUAACAAAAGCAGAGAUAAAAUGUGGAAAGAGAUUGUUGGAAACUGUUCCACUGUGUGGAUUGUGACUGAAACUACUCGAGCAACAGCAGAGAAAGAAUCUUGGGAGAUCCUGGAAAAUGCCAGCAGCCUUAUGGGAAAUGGUGGCGAGUGUCAGCACAUUCACUUCAUUUGCACCAAGUCUGAUCAAAUUAAUGAUUCAGAUUUUAAGUCACGAGAUGAAGUUCGUAAUCGUGUGCUUGAACGAAACGAAAAAGCCAAACGUGGAGUGAUGAAACAAUUCAGCAAGGAAAACGAAAUUAAGAAACACUUCAGUGAUGACUGUUUCAAAGUGUUCACAGUGAGCUCCAAAGAGUUUCUGAAGACUAAAUAUCUUGAGCGAGAUGAAACCGAAAUUCCGCGAUUGCAGAAUAUUUUGAAAGACCUGAACGACUCUCACUCAGAGACAUUAAACUAUGUGUCUGGAGCUCGUGGGAUUUUGUCUCUGAUUCAAGGAACCAGAUGCAUGGAAGUGGCUGGUAAAAAAGCAGAAGUGUGUAAGGAGCUUGAAGAGAAGAUGAGAGAUGAACUUGACAAAGUCAAAAAGUCUGUGGAAGAGGCUCAUUCAGCUUUUGAAUCACACCUUGCAGAGGGCCUUGAAGAAUCACUACGUUUAUGUGACAAAACAAUGAAGUCCAUUUUAGAGCCUGCAAGGACAUCGGGUAGCAGCUUUCACAAGAUACUGAAGUAUGUAGUUCAGAACAAUGGUGCCUACAAAUCAAAGAAAGGGAAACCUAAAAACUUGAAUGAGAAGUUAAGUUCACAUCUGACUGACAGCAUUGAUGCAGAAUUCAAGAAGACCUUCCCAAAUGAAAGCAACUCUGGACCUUUCAAGAAUGUCAUCAAAGAGUUUUCACUGAACACAGAGACGCUGAUUCAAAAGCACGAUGACGUCAAACUGCAACUCACUUUUCUCAAGACAGAGGAGGACAAACUCAAACUACAGCUCCACAAAAUCGUCCGGGAUCGUAAGAAGAAGAUCUACAGCAGCCUGACAGACACAAUUGAGGCAAACAUGAAAACAUGCUAUGACGAAGCAAAAGAGAUUCGUGGAAAGGACUCACUGUUAAAAAUGAGGGAGAUUAUUCGGACUCAUGUACGUGCUACAAGGAACACAAUGUUUGAGAUGGCUAAAAUGAACAUGUUGACACAACUGGAUGCUUUGAAGGAGGAAAUACUGAAGAAACUCGAGGAAACCCUGAUGGAAUCUAUUGAACUGGCACUCAAGACAGACAGCGACUCAUUCCCAGAUGUUUCAGGAGAGCUUGACAAUGUGACCAAAUACUACACUCACCUGGAAGGCAGGCCAGAAGAACGACCAGGGCCGUCCAACUGAUGACAGGAUUGUGUCUUCGAGGGUUAUAUUUCCCAAGCUUUUUCUUUGGAGACCUCAUUUUUAAAGGUGACAAACCAUCCUGACAAGAGCAGAGUUGUACUUUGUAACAUUUCUGACCAUUUUUAAUGCCGUUUCUGUAUCACCUUAUAUUGUAGGUAAAUUAGCCCUUUCCAUGAGAUAAUUGUGUGAUAAAUAAAUCACAGCUUCAUUUUAUUAAUGUACAAUUUAAAAAUGAUAAUUACUAUGAGAUAAGUGAGCGUGUUUGCUUUUUACCUGCUUUUUCUGUGCUUUGUGUUAUUGGACGAGGAUGGACCCAGCCCCAGGGGCCCAUGUAGGCUCACCAACUUCUUCAUGAUAAAAUAAGGAAUGAUUGUAAUCAUUUUUACUUUUACAUCUUGUUGCUUCUCCGUUGCUACGAUACACAGGACUCACAGCGAAUAGGACAAUCAGUUAAAAGUGUCCAUUUUCUGCUGGAUAGUAAUGAAUGACAGACUGAGAGGGCCUGACAGCAGGAGGAGGGUUUUAUUUUCCGUCUUAUCAAUUGUGCAAACUUCAUUAGUGGACUAACCUGGAUUUUUUUCUGUCAUGGUUUUGGGCUGACUUGUCAAAAAUAACAUUCUGUUCAAUCCAAAUGUUGUUUGUCUUUUAAAUAUGGAACAAAUCCUUAUUUUUUUUAUACAUAUAUAUAUAUAUAUAUUUUUCUGAUAUUGCCAAUUUUAACCACUUUAACGUUCACAUCUGCUUGUUUAAUGAUGUUUAAGGAUUUUAAAUUACAUUCCAAUGUUUUAUUAGUUUUAAGUUAACCUCUGAGUUAAAGGGGGACGGAUUAGAUGAAAUGGGAAGAACAGGUAAAAGAGCACUUUGGGAGUGGGAGUGUAAGCCCUGUGACUUAUUUCAUUUUCACAUGGAGGGCAAACACAGAACAGAUGAAAAAAUUCUUUGUCUUCUUGAUUCUUGAGGGGUUUAAUGUUUAAAUUGUUUUUAAUUGAUUUUGUUUCCAAUGUAUUUACUUGCUUCUGUAAUACACUAUGAAUUGCCUUGUGUAAGAAUGGCGCUAUACAAAGAAUCUUGCCUUGCCUUAUUUUACGUAAUGGUUGGCAACCCUAGGCCCAUGGGCUGUGGGGCCCCUGCAUUACUUUUUUUAAGAAUAUUUUAUUUUUCAGUUUUCAAUUUCAAGAUAUACAUGAACCAAUAAACUGUAUAUCUUCUUA
Molecule: messenger RNA, 3344 nt
Organism: Solea solea (common sole)
Lineage: Eukaryota; Metazoa; Chordata; Actinopteri; Pleuronectiformes; Soleidae
Product: nuclear GTPase SLIP-GC-like
Exons: 16
Coding region: 1-2133 (710 amino acids)
Molecular function (GO): GTPase activity
Source: RefSeq, a predicted model, not a curated record